UGCCCAUGCUACGCAACUACCCUACUACUAGCUACACUCCCAGCCCCAGGUGUGGCAUUUUUCACAACUUCUUGGAGUAGGCAGAUUCUCCCCACUGGAAGAUGCUCCCAGUAAGAACAAUACCCACAAACAAUCUCACUUAUAUUCCUUACUUUAAAUUCUCCCAAGGAACUCCUUUUACGGAUGAGAAAGAAGAAGACAAAGGCACUUAGUAGCAGAUGAAGCCAUUGCUGGGAUUUGAAUCCACCCCAUCUGCUCGUGUCUCCCUUGCACCCUGAUUUGGUUUUAGAGUUUAACACUAGACGUCCCUCCAAGAGCCGCAUGCAUUCAUAGGUGGGACUUUUGGACAGUGAUUGAAUGAAGGGGGCACCAUAGCUGAUUUAUGGCUGGGAGGUGGGGUCUGGUCAGAAGAGGCGGGUCCCGGGUGUGACUUGGGAGAGUCUUUACCUCCCUUCCUGUUCCUUUCCUUCAUUCUGCUUCCGACUGUCAAGAAGUAAGCAGCUCUCCUGUGCCCAGGCUCUGCUACCAUCGAGGACUGGAACUUCCAAAAUUGCUGCAGCCGAGUGGGGAGCCGUGCAGAGGCAGGCCCCAUGGAGGGGUGCCGGGAGACGCAGGUGGCCAAUGGCUCCAUGGCCCACUUGGACUUCAAGCCCAUGAAGGACUACAUGGUCUUGAGUGGCCCCCAGAGGGUAGUUGUCGCCGUGCUGUGCAUACUGCUCGGCCUGUUUAGUGCCCUGGAGAACGCCACUGUAUUGUAUCUGACUCUGUCCUCCCACCGGAUGCGCAGGAAGCCCUCAUACCUGUUCAUAGGCAGCUUGGCUGCAGCCGACCUGCUGGCCAGCACGGUCUUUGUCUGUAGCUUUGUCAACUUCCACGUCUUCAAUGGCGUGGACUCCAAGGCCGUCUUCCUGCUGAAGAUCUGCAGCGUCACCAUGACCUUCACAGCCUCUGUGGGCAGCUUGCUGCUGACCGCUGUGGACCGCUACCUCUGUCUGCGCCACCCACAGAGAUACAAAGCUCUGCUCACGCGGGGCAGGGCGCUGGUGGCCCUGGGCGUCAUGUGGGUCCUCUCGGUGCUUGUGUCCUACCCACCGCUCGUAGGAUGGACCUGCUGUCCCAGUCUCUGCUCUGAGCUUUUUCCAUUGAUCCCCAACGACUACCUGCUGGGCUGGCUCCUGUUCAUUGCCCUCCUCUUCUCUGGGAUCCUCUACACCUAUGGCCACGUCCUCUGGAAGGCCCACCAGCAUGUAGCCAGCCUGGCCGAACACCAGGACAAGCCGGCGCCAGGGGUGACCCGGAUGAGGCUGGAUGUGAGGCUGGCCAAGACGCUGGGGCUGUUGCUGGCUGUGUUGCUCGUGUGCUGGUUCCCUGCCUUGGCCCUCAUGGUCUACAGCCUGACCACAACACUGAGCGAUGCGGUCAAGAAAGUCUUCGCGUUCUGCUCCAUCCUGUGCCUCCUGAACUCCGUGGUGAAUCCUAUCAUCUACGCCAUGCGCAGUGGGGAAAUCCGUUCCUCUGCCCAGCACCGCCUGGCCCGCUGGAAGAAGUACCUGAGGGGACUUGGGCCGGAAGGAAAAGAAGAAGUCCCCAGGUCCUCCAUAAAGUCCUCCAUCACCGAGACAGAGGCCGACACGAAAAUCACCCCGAGAUGAACUCUCCCAGAAACUGUCGCUCUUCCUCUUCCUGUGAGCAGCCUGAGGUGACCUGUGGAAAUGGUUCACUACUCUCUCGACCCAGAAAA
Molecule: messenger RNA, 1741 nt
Organism: Octodon degus (degu)
Lineage: Eukaryota; Metazoa; Chordata; Mammalia; Rodentia; Octodontidae
Gene: Cnr2
Product: cannabinoid receptor 2
Exons: 2
Coding region: 591-1652 (353 amino acids)
Biological process (GO): cannabinoid signaling pathway
Cellular component (GO): membrane
Molecular function (GO): cannabinoid receptor activity
Source: RefSeq, a predicted model, not a curated record